Molecule: messenger RNA, 3219 nt
Organism: Coregonus clupeaformis (lake whitefish)
Lineage: Eukaryota; Metazoa; Chordata; Actinopteri; Salmoniformes; Salmonidae
Product: zinc finger protein 681-like
Exons: 6
Coding region: 1-1593 (530 amino acids)
Biological process (GO): regulation of transcription by RNA polymerase II
Cellular component (GO): nucleus
Molecular function (GO): DNA-binding transcription factor activity, RNA polymerase II-specific; RNA polymerase II cis-regulatory region sequence-specific DNA binding
Source: RefSeq, a predicted model, not a curated record
AUGUGGCAAGUGGCUCAGCAGCGUAACGUGAUGCAGUAUGGGAAGCUGGAGGAGUUUGUGACUCUGGUGACAGAGAUGGUUCCGGAGCUCCUGACGUUCAGGCAAAGGGUCCAACUCAUCCUGGGACUGAGAGUGAGGUCUGUUAAUGGCAAGUCUGCUUUACCUAGUUCUCAUUGUAGUUGUUUACAGUUGUUUUGUGUGUGUGAUUUACAUAUUCAGAGCAAAGACAAAGAAGUGGAGGCCUCAAAGGAUAACUUUGUGGAGCUGGUCCAAACUCUGCUAGACGACGCAACGAAGAGGGAACACUUUUUUCAGGAGGUGUUCCCUGUGCAGUACAGCACUAGGUACGACACAGCACUGCAGAUACUGGUGUGGCAGUUCUUCGACAGACUGGAGGAGAUGCUGCCAGUGCCCAGCUUUACACAGACAGCAUCCAUUCUCAAACUGACCCCUGCUGACCUGGAGGAGUGUCAGCAGUCUGUCUCUGACCCUGAGCAUCUGAAGACACUGCUGCAGCAUCAUAGAAAUCUGGGGCACCUAAAAAAAGAUCUUUUCUUCUAUGACUCUGAUACCAUCCUGUCCACGUUGUCCCUCCUCGCUCCCUCACUGAAGUCUGAACAGACCAAAAGAGGCAGAGAAAAAGGCACGGUGAAGAACGAGAGCGAUGUGAGGAGAAACGGAGAGAAGGAAAAGCCUGAAGGGCUGAAAGAACAGGAGAGUGGCAAGGAGAGACAGCAAGAAGUCAGUGGGGAGGACGAAGACGCCAAUGAGGAAAGUGAUGAGGGCACUGAAAGACUGGAAGAGGCUGGGGAAUCCUCUGGGAACUCAGGGCAGCAGAAACAGCCAUCAUUAGUGGCCAUCAAUGGACAAGCUAAAGCCAAGCCCCCCCAGUCCCAGGGCUUCUCCUGCUCACAGUGCCAGUUCUCCAACAGGAUAUGGCUCACCCACCAGGAGCACAUCAAGAAGAACCAUCCAAAGGAGGACAGUGGGAUCCUGGGCUCUGGAGAAGCUGGAUCUGAGAACAUCGCCCUGCCUGUCAGUGAGACGGAAAGCUCCUCAGCCAAGAAGACCAGGACGAACAGGUACAUCUGCUCCCAGUGUGGGAAGGGUUACAAAUGUUCAUAUGAACUGAGACGACACGAAACAGUUCACUCUGAGGUGAAGCCCUUCCAUUGUGACCCGUGUGAGAAGAGAUACAAAACGAAGGUGGCUCUAAAACAGAACCUUAGGAUGCACAGAGGGGAGAAGGCGUUCUUAUGUAGCGUUUGUGGAAUGGCCUGUUGCACGUCAAGUCACUUGAGGGUACAUAUGAAAACACACACAGGUGAACAGCCCUACAGCUGUGAACAUUGUGGGAAGAGAUUAAACUUUCCUGGAAAUCUCACAGUGCAUCUGCUGAAUGACACUGGAGAAAGGCCAUAUGUUUGCUCACAUUGUGGCAGAGGCUUUAGGUCUGCAGGAACUUUACAAUCCCAUGUACGCACUCACACUGGGGAGAGACCUUUUGUCUGUUCUAUUUGUGGGAAGGGAUUUAUUCAACAUCAAAUACUGAUCGGUCACCUCCGCUGGCACAGAGGGGAAAAACCAUUCUAAUGUACCGUUUGUGGAAAUAAUUUUAGUACCUCAGGUGUCUUGUUGGUACACACACGGAUGAACGCCCCAAAAGCUGUGAGCAUUGUGGGAAGAGGUUGCGAUCUCACAAUACAUGGGCGGAUCCACACUGGUGAGCGGCCGUUCUCCUGCACACUGUGCGACAAAUGCUUCACUUCCCACAGCGACCUUAGCAGACACAUGCGAAUCCAUACAGGAGAGAAACCUUACCAGUGUAAAAUGUGCGAUAGGAGAUUCACUGAAAGCGGCAACCUGAAAGUACACCAGCGGGUUCAUCGGGGAACAGCCACAAAUGUACGGGUUUCAGUGUGUAAUAUCAGUACGGCCCACCACAAAUCACCAAGUGCGGCAAGAAGGAAAGAAAGAAAGAAAGACAAUGUUCCACCUCUCCUCGUUGGACAUGAGUUGCAGUAACCACAGUCUAUCCAUGUUCUAAGAACACGCAUUAUAUUGGAACAACGUUAUGAUUCCCAUUAUAACGAGGAUUGUUAUUUUAUAAUAAGUUAUUGAUUGAUUUGCGUUGUAAUAACAUCUUCUUUCUCAUAGAAGCAAGAUAAUUGGCUAUUUAAUGACCAUGUAAUAGGAUUUUUCUUGUAAUAAUUAGGUAAUUGGUUACUUUGUUUCUGUAAGUAGUAGCUUUUCGACACCGGAUACUAGGUAAUCACACAAACAUUAACUGUAUCCUGUGGCCCCCGAAAAAAAUGAGUUUGAGCUCUGUACGGGACUACGGUGGUGAAGAUAGUGAUGCUUGGUAGUUCUAUAGUUUGUGACUGUGGUAAGUUCCUUGACUAAACCACCUUAACAUAUAUCUUGUUCUAUCAAAUCAACAGGUACACCUGCUCCCAGUGUUGGAAAGGUUUCAGAAACCACUGUGACCUGAGACGACAUGAAAGUGUUCACUCUGAAGCCAGGCCGUUCCAUUGUGACCAGUGUGAGAAGAGAUACAAAACGAAGGUAUAUCUAAAACGGCACCAGAAAGUUCACCAGACAAUUCGCACUGGAGAAAGGGCAUAUGUUUGCUCACAUUGUGGCAGGGGCUUUAGGAAAUCAGACAUCUUAAAGUCACAUGAACGCACUCACACCGGGGAGCGACCUUAUAUCUGUUCUAUCUGUGGGAAGGGAUUUAUACAGUCGAAUGGCCUGACUGAACACCUCCGGAUGCACAGAGGGGAGAAACCAUUUUUAUGUAGCGUUUGUGGAAUGGCCUUAUGCACCUCAGGUCACUUAAGGGUACACAUGAGAACACACACAGGUGAGCGGCCCUACAGUUGUGAACAUUGUGGGAAGAGGUUCAACAUAUCGUCACAACUCACCGUGCAUCUGCGGAGUCACACAGGCGAGCGGCCUUACCCCUGCACACUGUGUGACAAACGUUUCGCCUCCAGCAGCUGCAUUAGAAAACACAUGAGGACUCAUACAGGGGAGAAACCUUAUCAGUGUAUAAGGUGUGGUAAGAGAUUCACUGAAAGCGGCAACCUGAAAAUACACCAGCGAGUUCAUUGAGAAAAAGUUGUCCGAAAGUUAUUGAGGGACGUUGUGCUCUGUACAGCAGGGUUCCCCAACUGGCGAUGAGGAGUGAUAUAUGCCAAUUAGGAAUGAGGGGGAUGA